Microthlaspi erraticum is the source of this 1311-nucleotide messenger RNA. The record is from the annotation of a GenBank genome assembly. NCBI's taxonomy places the organism in Eukaryota, Viridiplantae, Streptophyta, Magnoliopsida, Brassicales, Brassicaceae.
AUGGUUAAUCCAGUUGAGAACAAUCUUAAUAUCGUCGCCGAACCCAUUACAGAGAUUGUUCAAGAUGAAACGAGAAGCAGAAAGUUGGGAAUAGAGAUGAAGAGACAGAACAGAAGAGCAUUGGGUGUGAUUAAUCAGAAUCUCGUCAGUGCAAAAGCGUAUCCUUGCGUUGUUAACAAGAGAAGAGGCUUAUCUGAGAGGCAACAAGAAGGAUGUGAGAAGAAGAAGAUUGAUUCGUUACAUCCCUCACUUUCAAGAUCUCAAGAAGAGGUGAAGAAGCUGAAGCCAUCGAUCCCAAGUGGAAACGAGUUUGGUGAUUGUAUAUUCAUUGAUGACGAUGAAGAGGAGGAGAAUGAAGCUACAUUGGACCAACAACCUAUGCCAAUGUCACUGGAGGAACCUUACUUUGAAUCUGAUUCAAUGGAGGAAGAAGUUGAGAUGGAGGAUAUAAUAGAGGAAGAGGAUGAAGAAGAACCAAUUUUGGAUAUUGACGAACAUGAUGCAAACAACCCUCUUGCAGUUGUUGAAUAUGUCCAAGAUCUAUACGAAUUCUACCGUAAAAAUGAGAGAUUUAGUUGUGUUCCUUUAGAUUACAUGGCGCAACAGUUUGAUAUAACCGAUAAAAUGAGAGCAAUUCUUAUUGAUUGGCUCAUCGAGGUACAUGACAAAUUUGAGCUAAUGAACGAGACAUUGUAUCUAACAGUGAAUCUGAUAGAUAGAUUCUUGUCCAAGCAAGCUGUUGCAAGAAAGAAGCUUCAGCUUGUUGGUUUAGUUGCAUUGCUCUUAGCUUGCAAGUACGAAGAGGUUUCUGUACCUAUCGUUGAAGAUUUAGUCGUCAUUUCCGACAAAGCUUAUACACGGCAAGAUGUUUUAGAAAUGGAGAAGAUUAUGCUUAAUACACUGCAGUUCAACAUGUCGUUACCUACACAAUACCCUUUCUUGAAGAGGUUCCUCAAGGCAGCUCAAUCAGACAAGAAGCUUGAGAUAUUGGCAUCGUUCUUGAUGGAGCUUGCUCUUGUGGACUACGAGAUGCUAAGGCAUCCACCAUCGCUACUAGCCGCGAGUGCAGUGUACACAGCUCAAUGUACAAUCCAUGGCUUCAACGAAUGGAGCAGCACUUGCGAAUUCCACAGUCACUACUCUGAACAUCAACUCCUAGAAUGUAGUAGAAGAAUGGUGAGUCUGCAUCAAAAGGCAGCGACAGAUAAACUAACAGGAGUACAUAGAAAAUACAGCUCCUCUAAAUUCGGAUACAUAGCCAGAAAAUACGAAGCUGCACACUUUCUCGUGUCGGAAUCUCACAAGCUAUAG